UAGAAAAAUCUGGAACUUAACGGCUCCCGUUCUCCUUUCACUGUCUCCACUGACGACAAUGCUAUAUACCUAGUUAUGCUCACAGCGUUUCACGUCCUUCUUUCCAACUUAUUUUCAGAAUCUUCUCUCUCCCCGUAAGCCACAAAAUUCCAUCAAAGUUUACUACUUUUUGUGCCUACAACAACACUAAGUUGCCGCUGAGCCGAACCACUACCACCAUCACCGACUGCUUCUUGUGUCACUAUGUGUUUGCAGGACGCCGAGCAAGUUGGCCCCGAUAUGGAAAACCCAGAUGAUAGGAGGUCUUGGUCUUUGCAUUGUGACCUCAUGAAUACCCACAUGGAAAAGGAACCUCCUUUUAGAACUCCCGGCGAUCGGAGUUUCAGUGUUGGGAAUUCAUUUCCGCUGGAAAGCAUAAAUGAGGACACAGUGAUUGCAGACAAAAAACAGAACCAGAUGAACUUUGUCCCUGCUCUGCGAUCUGGAGAGUGUUCAGAUAUCGGAGCUCGCCCUUACAUGGAAGAUACUCACAUCUGCAUUGGAGACUUGGGAAAGAAGUUUGGUUGUGAUGUACUCAGUGAGGAAGUUAUUUCCUUUUAUGGGGUAUUUGACGGACAUGGAGGGGAGAGUGCUGCAGUGUUCGCCCGCGAUCAGCUUCCAAGAGUUAUUAUUGAGGAUGCUGAUUUUCCUGUGGAACUAGAGAAGGUGGUCACCAGGUCAUUUUUACGGACAGAUGCUGAAUUUGCAGAGACAUGCUCUCUUGGGUCUUCCUUGUCCUCUGGUACAACCGCAUUUACUGCAAUUAUUUUUGGGAGGUCUUUGCUUGUGGCCAAUGCUGGAGACUGCAGGGCUGUUUUGUCCAGACGUGGAAGGGCAAUAGAAAUGUCCAAAGAUCAUAAGCCAUUAUGCAUGAAAGAGAGGAAGAGAGUUGAGUCCCUCGGUGGAUUCAUCGAUGACGAUUAUCUGAAUGGCCAGUUAGGUGUCACACGGGCGAUAGGCGACUGGCAUCUCGAGGGCUUGAAGGAAACGAGUGAAAGAGGAGGACCCUUGAGUGCUGAGCCAGAACUCAAACGAAUCACACUGACCAAAGAAGAUGAGUUUUUGAUAAUUGGAAGUGAUGGAAUCUGGGAUGUUUUCAGCAACCAAAAUGCUGUAGAUUUUGCAAGGAGGAGGCUUCGAGAACACAAUGAUGUGAGACGAUGCUGUGAAGAGAUGGUGGAGGAAGCCAUAAAGAGAGAUUCAACAGAUAAUUUAACAGUUGUGAUGGUGUGUUUUCACUCAGAACCACCGCCACCAGUGGUGGUUGAGAGGUCGAGAGUUAAGAGAAGCAUAUCUGCUGAGGGACUUCAGAAUCUCAAGUCCUCCUUAGGAGGAUAGGAUAUUUUUUUGGUCUGUGAUAUAGCUGAAUUUUUUUUUUUUGGGAGAUGCGACUGUGUAAAUAUAUUAAUUUAUCACACACACAAAAUAUGCCUCCCCUGCAUCUCCACAUGAUAUGAAUGAUGUUCACCCUGUAUUUGAGACUAUUCUUUCCUGUUAAUGGGAAGGCAUUGAAAAUGUAAUAAAAUUCAUAGAGCCUUGUGAUUA
Messenger RNA from Prosopis cineraria, 1584 nucleotides. Its product is annotated as probable protein phosphatase 2C 27. Gene Ontology annotation, biological process: protein dephosphorylation. The coding region runs from base 244 to 1377 and encodes 377 amino acids. The record is from RefSeq and is a predicted model, not a curated record. Gene Ontology annotation, molecular function: protein serine/threonine phosphatase activity; cation binding. Lineage: Eukaryota; Viridiplantae; Streptophyta; Magnoliopsida; Fabales; Fabaceae. The transcript has 4 exons.